This is a messenger RNA of Pyricularia oryzae 70-15, 981 nucleotides long. RefSeq names its product isoflavone reductase. The record is from RefSeq and is a predicted model, not a curated record. Bases 1 to 981 code for a protein of 326 amino acids. Lineage: Eukaryota; Fungi; Ascomycota; Sordariomycetes; Magnaporthales; Pyriculariaceae. The transcript has 4 exons.
AUGUCCGCCCCAAUUAAAGUUGUUGUUUUCGGAGCCACUGGUCACACGGGCCGUGUAAUCAUCGAUGGCUUGAUCAAGUCGCCGACCAACUUUGAAAUCGUGGCCGUAUGUCGCCCUUCGUCGCUCGGCAAGCCGCAGAUCGACUUGUUCAAGAAAAACGGCGUGAAGGUCGUGGGCCUCGAAAUUACCGGCCCACGGGAGCCUCUGGUCGACGUCAUCAAGGGCGCCGACACCGUCAUUGCCGCGCUCAACUUCCUCGUCUUGGAGCAGCAGACCAUUCUCAUCGAUGUUUGCAAGGAAGCCGGUGUGGGGCGGUUUAUUCCCGACAAUUUCGGACCCGUGAUGCCCCCGGUCGGAGUCAUGGCGUUGAGGGAGAGGAAAGAGAAAAUCAUCAACUACAUCAAGUUGCAAAAGGUCCCGUACACCGUCAUCGACGUGGCCUGGUGGUAUCAGAUCCUGCCCUACAAAGUCCCUUCUGGACGUAUCGACUAUAUGGUUCCUUAUGGCCCGGACGACGCAAACCACAUUCCCGGAGAGGGAAAUGUUCGCGUAUCCUUUUCCGAUGUGACUGCCAUCGGAGAUAAGGUAGCCCGGAUAAUUGCCGACCCCCGAACCGUCAACAAGUAUGUUCACGUGUACGACGAGGUCAUGACCUAUCAUCAAGUGCUCGAGACUCUCGAGGAUGUCAGUGGCGAGAAGAUUGAAAGGGCCUAUAAAACGGCCGAGCAGUGUCAAGACGCCAUCAGCGAGAUGAACAAGGUGCUAGCCAAGGACGCGACCAAUUUUAUGGCGCUAGUCGGCCGCAGUGUAUCAGAGUAUCAGUACUCCCUGUGCGUGCGAGGAGACACCACCCCAGAGGUUGCCGAUUAUCUGGGAUACCUAGAUGUUUACAAGCUUUACCCAGAUCUCGAGCCUGCAACACUCCGGACCUACUACCGGAGAGCUCUUGAUGGCAAGGAGGCGCCGGGCCACAUGGAUUGA